Messenger RNA from Astrephomene gubernaculifera, 1695 nucleotides. NCBI's taxonomy places the organism in Eukaryota, Viridiplantae, Chlorophyta, Chlorophyceae, Chlamydomonadales, Astrephomenaceae. The record is from the annotation of a GenBank genome assembly.
AAGCAUACCUGACUUCCACACUAGUACGUUUUUUGCUUAGCCUUGUCCUUUCUAGGGACCUAGCUUGCGGGUUCCCUACCACUUGAGGCACAGGGCAGAAUCGUUGGCCUUUCUUCUAUACAAGCUGCAGUUGUGUAAAAUUUAACAGAAAUGUUGCUUGGAGGGCCGCAGCGCUGCGUGCAUCGCUGUUCACCCCGUUCGGGAACCGUGGGCCGAGUGCCGCUUUCACGCUGCCGCGUCGCCUCUGCCGUUGCCGCACCACCAAAAACGACAACGUUUGAUGGAUUCGUGGAUUACAUCUUAGAUCUCCAAAAAGACAUCCGCAAGACCGCGGAGGAUAUGGAGGACGAUCGCUCGAAGAGAUUUGUCGAGGACCGUUGGGAACGGGACGCCAGCAACCCCAAUGCCGGCUACGGCAUCACCUGCGUGCUGGAGGGCGGGCGGGUGCUGGAGAAGGGCGCCUGCAACAUCUCCGUCAUCCGCGGCACCCUGUCCGCCCAGCGCGCCGCCGCCAUGAGCUCGCGCGGCCGCAGCGCCAUCGACCCUGCGGGCGGGCAGCCCUACGCCGCCGCCGCCAUGUCGCUGGUGUUCCACUCCGCACACCCGCUGGUGCCCACACUGCGAGCGGACGUGCGCAUGUUCCAAGUCGGCGACGCCGCCUGGUACGGCGGCGGCUGCGACCUGACCCCCAGCUACCUGGACGAGCAGGACACCGCGGGCUUCCACGCCUUCUGGCGGCAGCUGUGCGACCAGCACAAGCCGGAGCUGUACGGCGAGCUCAAGCAGUGGUGCGACAGGUACUUCUACCUGCCCGCCCGCAAGGAGCACCGCGGGGUGGGCGGCAUCUUCUUCGACGACAUGAGCGCCCAGGAGGCGGGAUUCGACGUGGAGACGUUCGUGCGGCAGGUGGGUAGCGGCAUCCUGCCCAGCUGGGCUCCCAUCGUGGCUCGGCAGGGGGGCCAGCCCUUCACGGAGGAGCAGCGGCAGUGGCAGCUGCUGCGGAGGGGGAGGUACAUAGAGUUCAACCUGCUGUACGACCGCGGCAUCAAGUUCGGGCUGGACGGCGGGCGCAUGGAGAGCAUCAUGGUGUCCGCGCCGCCCCUGGUGGCCUGGCGCUACAACGUGACCCCGCAGCCGGGCAGCCCCGAGGAGCGGCUGCUGGCCGUGCUGAGGCAGCCCAGGGAGUGGGCGUGAGGCGGUAGGAGGCAAGUGGAGGGAGAGGAAAAACGAAAUUCCAAAGUGUGGUGGAGGGAGUGGAGGGAGAGCAGGGACAGGGGUGCAGCAAGGUUGCUAAGAAAGGGGGCUAUUGGGGGUUGGUGGCAUUGCGUGCUGCUGGUACCUGCCGGUACCGAUUGCUGUGGCUUUGCUGGCAACAUUGGGAGCUGACGGGGCGGAUGUUGCUGCGCUGGUGUUUUCCGUUGAUGGGCAUUCGUGUUGUCUUGUGUUGCUGCGUAUUUGGGUUCGGCGGUCGGAGGUUUAUAUGCUGUACGAUAAGAUUUGUAAGGCUGCAGGCACAGCGCAGGGGGCACGGGGGCUGCGUGCCGGUGCCUGAGGGUCUGGCGAUGGCUUAGCCGGGGUAGUGGAAGGACUACCCCGCUUAAUAGGUUUGGCGGGAUGUUGCUCGGAGCUCGAAACGGUUAUGUGAUGUAUGUGUGGCGUAUCUUGAAGGUUCGUACUGGUGGGUGAUGUCUGUGG